Molecule: messenger RNA, 1518 nt
Organism: Phoenix dactylifera (date palm)
Lineage: Eukaryota; Viridiplantae; Streptophyta; Magnoliopsida; Arecales; Arecaceae
Product: embryo-specific protein ATS3B-like
Molecular function (GO): protein binding
Source: RefSeq, a predicted model, not a curated record
GAUUUGGCGAGAUCCGCACGGAUACCGUGCGUUGCGUGCUCAUCAACGCUGACGUGGCGGGCCUGAUUGGGAUGCUCCCCCAAUCAUCAAUCUGGAUCCGGCCGCUCGCGGCAAACAGCUCUUUACUCGAGUCGGUGGCGAAUAGCGAUGGCGUGCGUUUGCGUCGACCUCCUACGUGGAUUGCAAAUAGCGAUGCAUCCCUCCCGCUCAUGACGGAUGCAUCGUGGUGAUCGGGGAACAUGAAUCACGUGGUUUGCGACUUACUAGUUCCAUCGGACGGAUCUAAACCUGCCAGCCUUUUUUCUUGGUUAAAAAAACCCCCCACUCGCAUCUCAUCUGAGACGCCGUCUCCUUUCCGGAUCUGAUCGGCUCCGCUCCUGCUCCGCUCCUGCUCCUGCUCCUGCUCCUGCUCCAGGGAAGCAAAAAAGGCACCCAGGGAAGGAACAAAUGGUGAAGAUGAGCAGCAGGUUGCUUGUCUCGGUCAUCCUCGUCUUGUCCUUGUCCCCGCUCGAUCCUUCGGGGGCUGAACCUGUGGACCCUCGACCCCACGAGCUCCGCUCCUUGGAGUCGGAGAUCCAAGAGAAGAAGCAGCAGGAGGGUGUGGGAAGGGGGUGUUCGUACACGGUGAAGAUAAAGACGAGUUGCUCCUCCAGACGAUACACCAGGGACAUGAUCAGCCUUGCUUUCGGCGACGCCUACCACAACGAGGUGUAUGCGCCGAGGCUGGACGAUCCGACGACGGACACGUUCGAGCGGUGCUCGACGGACACGUUCAAAAUCCAGGGGCCGUGCGGGUACGGGAUCUGCUACCUGUACCUGAGGCGGGACGGCUGGGACGGGUGGACCCCCGAGUGGGUCAAGGUGUACGAGCCCCACGCCAGCCGGGCGACCACCUUCUACUACGGCACCCCUCUCCCCAACGCCGUCUGGUAUGGCUUCAACCAUUGCCCCCGUCCUGUUGCCGCCGCCUCCUCCUUCCUGUCCUCUUAAUUAACUCCGCUGCCGCUGCUUCUGCUUCUGCUUCUGCCCAUUGCAUUCACCUCCAAGAUUCCUCUUGUUGAUCUUAAGCAACCAAGCAAGCCAUGUGUCCAUCAUCAUCAUAUAUAUAUGUAUUGCCUAGAGUAUAACUAGAACUUAGUUACCUAUCCUAUCCGAUGUCCAUGCUGGACUCCCUCUCUUCUUCUUCUUUAUCUCAUCUUAUGUUGUUGAUGUAGCAGCUAGUACAAUAUUAGCAGGAAGCAUUAUAGUAAGUGGAGAUUUAGCAGCACCAAUUACAGUAUUCGGUGGCUAAGAUCCUUUUGUUUGAUUUAUUGUGACAGAAGUCGGUAGGAACUUUGUGAUUGAUUGAACCAACCAAAAUGCUCCGCGUACCAUAACUUGUCCUACAGAGUCACACGGUGUUUUAUGUACUUCUUACCAACCAACUGCAGUCAAUUCGGUUAUAUUAACUAUCUUGUUAAUGUAGCUGAAGGAAUGUAUAGUGUUUUAUCAAACAUUGUAGCAUCCAACUCCAAUAUA